GGUGCCAACUUGGACAGACGGUGGUUGCUGAAAUCGUACGUUGCGGAUAGUUCCAAUAAGCAAAAUAUUAAAUUACUUAAGCUAACUUACAAACAAAAGUUAUUGGCCCAACAAGCCAAAUAUCGAACAAAACAAACUGAAGAAAUAAGGCAAAGGCAAGAAAUUAAAGAUGUGUGAUUUUCAACGCGAUUUCAAUGUCAAGCCAACAUUGUACAAUAACAGACUAAAUUAGAGUUGGGCGCGUUUCUAGUGCCGCACAUUAAAAGACGAGGGCAUCAAGCACUUCUAAGCGUUGUAAACGAAGCGAAUGCAAUCCGAUUAGCUUUUCACGUGUUCAUUAAAACAGCGCAAUAACAAAGAAAACUGCAUAACUACAAAAUCCAAAGAAAAACUCACUGAAGUUCCCUCAAGAUAACGAAAAUGCAUUGCCUUCGAAGUUUAUUCGGCUUGGGCUUAGUCACACUUUGCCUUAGUGGUGCGAUGUGGGGCUACGUCAGUGGUUAUCAAGUCGGUGUUGGGCGAGCUGAUUGCACCGGACCACCAGUGGAAAUACAUUUUAUGGGUUACGCGAACAUUAAGCAAGUGGGUCGCGGGCUGCAUUUGCGUCAAUUUGCGCGCGCUUUUGUCGUCGAGGAUGAAAACCACAAGCGAGUCGCCUUCGUUUCAGUCGAUGCGGGUAUGAUGGGUUACGGCGUUAAACGGGAGGUAGUAAAGCGUUUGCAGGCACGCUACGGCGAUAUUUACACGACGGAUAAUGUCGUUAUCAGCGGAACGCAUACGCAUGGCGGGCCUGGCGGCUUUCUUAUGCAUCUGUUGUACGACAUCUCGAUUUUGGGCUUUGUGCCACAGACCUUCGAGGCGCUCGUUCAGGGUUGCUACUUGAGUAUUAAACGGGCCACUGACAAUAUGGUCGACGGUAAGAUUUUCCUCUCCAGAACGACAAUACUAAAUGUUAAUAUUAAUCGCUCACCAACUUCGUAUUUGCGUAAUCCGGAGGAGGAACGUGCACAAUACGAGCACGAUGUGGACAAGACGUUGACACAAUUGCGUUUCGUGGAUUUGGACAAUAAUUUGUUGGGCGCCUUUAACUGGUACGCCGUGCAUCCCACUUCUAUGAAUAACACCAAUAAAUUGGUGACGUCGGACAAUAUGGGUUACGCAGCUAUACUUCUUGAAAAGGAGUAUAAUACGAACAAAGUGCCCGGCAAAGGCAAGUUUGUUGGUGCUUUUUGCUCGUCCAAUCUGGGUGAUGUUUCACCAAAUAUAAUGGGUCCGAGGUGCUCAAUAAGCGGCAACGAAUGCGACCUGCUCACUUCGAAAUGCCCACAAAAGGAAGGCGAGUGCUUUGCAUCUGGCCCAGGGCGGGACAUGUUUGAGAGCACUGAGAUCAUAGCGACACGUCUGACUGAGGGCGCUUUACGCCUUUUAAACGAGAAUAGCCAGGAGGUGACAAGCCGUGAAAUAGUAGGAGAAUUAGGUUAUAUUCAUCAAUUCGUGGAUAUGCCGAACUAUAACGGAAGCACCUACAAUCCACUCCAACGCAAAUUGGACAAGAUACGUGGCUGUCUGCCUGCAAUGGGUUACAGCUUUGCUGCUGGCACCACCGAUGGUCCGGGCGCUUUUAGUUUUGAACAGGGUACCAUCACCGGCAAUGCAAUGUGGAAUGCGGUGCGGGACUUUAUAGUGCCUCCUACACAAGAAGAUAUCACCUGUCACUCACCAAAACCUAUAUUACUAGCAACGGGAAGAGCGACAUUCCCAUAUGAGUGGCAGCCGAAGAUUGUCUCCACCCAGCUGCUGAAGAUUGGCGAUGUAAUACUAGCCGCUGUGCCUGGUGAAUUCACCACCAUGGCCGGUCGACGUCUACGUAACAAAAUUAGCGCCGUAGCUGUGGCCACAGGUGGCAGGGACACAGAAGUUAUUAUCGCAGGUUUAUCGAACAUUUAUACCAGUUAUAUCACAACCCCUGAGGAAUACCAAGCACAGAGAUAUGAGGCUGCUUCGACAAUUUAUGGCCCGAACACACACACAAUCUACAUGGACGUUUAUGAACAAUUGACAAAGGCAAUGAUAAGAGGUGAACGAUUGUCGCCAGGCCCCGCACCACCUUACAUGAACGAUCGCAUGCUAUCGAUGAAUACGGGAGUGAUAUUCGACGGUCAUCCAAUUGGCAAGGACUUUGGCUAUGUGAAGCAGCAGCCAAAAAAAGCGUAUCAAAUAAAUGAAACCGUUAUAGUCACCUUUAUAGCCGGCAACCCGCGAAACAAUCUAUUUCCGGAGAAGACCUACUUCGUUGUAGAACGAAAGAUCAACGAAGAACGUUGGAAGGUUGCCUAUACGGAUGCAAGUUGGGAAACAAAAUUCAUUUGGGAGCGCGUUCAUUUGAUACUCGGAUUCAGCGAUAUUCACAUCCACUGGACCAUCGGCACCAACACCUUGCCCGGUGAAUACCGAAUUCGGCAUUUCGGCAAUUACAAAUAUAUUCUAGGCGGAAUUUUUCCAUAUGAGGGUGUUUCCAAUUCAUUUUUGGUGACGGAAGACUAA
Messenger RNA from Ceratitis capitata (Mediterranean fruit fly), 2544 nucleotides. It is a transcript of the gene CDase, whose product is annotated as neutral ceramidase. The transcript is spliced from 10 exons. Gene Ontology annotation, cellular component: extracellular region. Gene Ontology annotation, molecular function: N-acylsphingosine amidohydrolase activity. Bases 421 to 2544 code for a protein of 707 amino acids. Gene Ontology annotation, biological process: sphingosine biosynthetic process; long-chain fatty acid biosynthetic process; ceramide catabolic process. The record is from RefSeq and is a predicted model, not a curated record. NCBI's taxonomy places the organism in Eukaryota, Metazoa, Arthropoda, Insecta, Diptera, Tephritidae.